Molecule: messenger RNA, 1332 nt
Organism: Silurus meridionalis
Lineage: Eukaryota; Metazoa; Chordata; Actinopteri; Siluriformes; Siluridae
Product: DEAD-box ATP-dependent RNA helicase 27-like
Exons: 4
Coding region: 326-823 (165 amino acids)
Source: RefSeq, a predicted model, not a curated record
AGAAGAAGAAAAAGAAAGAGAAAAAGAAGAAAGAGAAAAGGAAGGUGCAAACACAGGGAGUGAACAGCAUGGGACUGAAUGUCAUACGGAGUUAGACGAUAAAUCACAGGAAAAUAAAGACCACCAAGAACAAGAGAAUACAAUAUAUAAGGGAAAUGAAGGCGACAAAGAAAAAGAAGAUGAUGAAAAAGAUACAAAUGCAGACGAUGCUCUGCACAAAUAUACAAAACUAAAUGAGACGACUACAGAUCAGGAGAGAAAAGAAGCUCCACAGGACAGAGAUCAACAAAAGGAAUUAAAUAAAACACAGGAGGAACAAACAGAAAUGGAGAAAACAGAGAACAAACAUGUGAACAAGGAAAUGGGCAAAGAAAAUAACGAGCAUCACAAUGUUGAACACACACAGCAGAAAGAGAACAAAGCAGAUCUAAAUCAAGAGAAGAAUAAGAAUAGAAUAGAAACUACUAAAAACAUGACGCAUGGUACUGAAAACCCACUGCAGCUAGUAAAUGUAGAGACUCCAACUGAGACGCAGCAAGUGAGAAGUGACACAGAAUUUGGUGAGGGAGAUAAAGUUCAGCAAGACACUGCACAAAAACUAAUGAUGAAGAACGACACAACUAAAGAGCAGGAGGCACAGGCCAAACAGGGAUUAGAGCAAACUACAAAGGAAACACCAGAGAAGAAGAAAGAGAGGGAACCAAAGAAUGAAUUGAACAAAGACAAUGUGGCAUCGCUGAAACAGGGGCAAGAAGAGAAGAAGCUAGAAAAGUCAGGUGAGAACAUUGACAAAGGAACAGGAGCUGCCAGUGAAUGCAGUUAAGCAGCCUGGGAAGAAGAGAUACACAAAAGACUCAGAAAAAGACAGAAGUACCUCAAGAAGAGCAAAUAAAACAAUUAUAUAUAUACUGGAGAGUGGUUACAUAUUCCUCUGCAUGAUGAAGUGAUUAGUGUUGUGCCUCUACUGCAUAUAUCUGUAUCUUUAACUGUAACCUUAAAUCUGAAUCUGAAAAUGUGAAGAUCUGGUGAAACUACUGUCUCUAUCUGUAUCUGUUUACAAACAGCUCUCAACACUGGUAUAUAGUGAACUACUAAAGAAUGAUAUUUUAUUUAUAUUAGAUCACUGCUGUGAUUAGAAACAAGAGAUGAAGUCUUUAGAUGUGUGAAUUUCCCUCUAGGAUGAAUUAAGUGGUCUUUUUCAUCUUAGAUGGCCCUUGGGAUAAAGCUGAAUUAUUGGGAGAUGGUUUUUCCUUAUACAUUUAAACUAUUUAAUCACUGCAUGAUGUUCCUGUUGCCUCAAUUCAUUAUAUAAAUAAAGCAAAACUUGUGUUG